Leptidea sinapis is the source of this 1122-nucleotide messenger RNA. Its product is annotated as sulfotransferase 1C4-like. The coding region runs from base 75 to 1064 and encodes 329 amino acids. Gene Ontology annotation, cellular component: cytoplasm. Gene Ontology annotation, molecular function: sulfotransferase activity. The transcript is spliced from 8 exons. NCBI's taxonomy places the organism in Eukaryota, Metazoa, Arthropoda, Insecta, Lepidoptera, Pieridae. The record is from RefSeq and is a predicted model, not a curated record. Gene Ontology annotation, biological process: sulfation.
AUUAACUUGUAUUUGUAAGGCGGUAUUUAAAUAAUCGUCUUGUCUAGUAAGUUUAUUUUAUUGUUUCAAGUGACAUGGAGGCGUCCAACUUUCCUUAUGAUGUCACAGACGUGGAGAGUCAAGUCAGCAAUGAAAUUUUUAAAGCAAUCAAACCGCUGCCUCUCGUUUAUGUGGGACCUAAACGCUACAUCUUCCCAGAAAUGUACAAGGAAUGGGGCCCGCAGUUUUAUAAUAUGGAGAUACGCCCCGACGAUAUUUUCCUAGUGGGUUUUCCGAGAUCAGGGACAACAUUAUGCCAAGAAAUAAUUUGGCUUUUAAACAAUAAUUUAGAUUAUAAAAAAGCAAAAUCGAUACCUGUUGGAGAGCGUGUUCCUCUCAUGGAUUUCUCCUUGGUUGCUUUUGGGGGAGAAACAUUCAAAAAUAAUAACUCUCCUGUACUACAAAAGCUGGAACCAUACGUACACAAGCUACGUACGGCCCCGUCGCCUCGGUUCAUUAAAAGCCAUUUGCCACUCUCACUUCUACCGCCGAAACUCCUGGAUAACAAUAAGGUGGUGUACAUUGCCCGCGACCCACGAGAUGCAGCAGUUUCUCUAUACCAUCUAAUGGAAUUGAAAUAUUUAAAACAAGGAACAAGCUUUAAAGAGUUUUGGAAUAAUUUCAUUGCUGGACGAUGUGUAAUGUGCCCAGUUCAAUCACAUAUACGAGAGGGCUGGGAAAAAAGAAAUAACCCAAACCUUCUGUUUUUAAGCUACAACGAACUGACGCGAGACUUUCCAUCAACUUUGAAACGCAUGGCAACAUUCUUCAACAAAGAGUACACAAACGACCAGAUAGAUGAGCUCUGUGGCCAUCUCAGCUUCGAUAAUUUUAAAAACAACGAGUCUGUCAAUCGUAGCUCUACAUAUCAUAAAUUGGGCUACGUGAAUAAUGAAAAUCCAUUUAUUCGAAAGGGUAAAGCUGGUGGCUGGAGGGAAUAUUUUGAUGAUGAAAUGACCAAAGAAGCAGAUCGUUGGAUUUCGGAGCACUUCGCCGAUAUAGGCUUAGGCAUUGAUCCCAAAUAAAUUUAUUUUAAAAUACAAUAAGUUUAAAUAAAACAAAUUUUUACUUAUUUAAAAAUAA